UGGGCGCAGUCACCGCCGUAUCCUCCUCUGGACAUCAUUGUGCAUUUGGUUGAGGUGUAUUUUGAGUCUAUUCAACCUGAAUUCCCACUUCUCCACCGCCCGAAUCUUCUUAAAUGCCUCUAUUCUGGAUCAUUGCUUACUGAGAGGCAUUCACCCCUUCUUCUCAACGCGUUAUUCGCCCUCGCGGCAAAAUUCACGGAUGAUCCGCGAGUACAUUCUUUCGACCUAUCGCUUGCACAAUGCUUUUCUGGUGCAGAGUCUCCAGGCACAGCCCACACUCGAAAGACUAGCCGUCGCGAGAGGGGAAGGGGGUUUUCUCGGCGAGCCGGCGAACUUCUCCAAGACACAGCUCACGAGUAUGAGAAUCUGGAGCUGGAUGCCAAUAUGGCCGAUAAGCCAUCGAUUUUACUCAUUCAGGGGGCUGUGUUGCUAAGUUAUGCCGAGCUUUCACGGGGCGCAGUACAUCGAGCUUACUCACUGAUCUCAAAAUGUGUGCGAAUAGCCUACGAUGCAGGCUUGGAUCGAAUAGACUCAGUGGAGAACGCCCAAUCUAUUGAUCAUAUCUCGAGCCACCAGACUACGGAUUGGAGAAAAGAAGAGCUGCGCCGCGCAUGGUGGUGUAUUUGGGAGCUUGAAAGUUUUGUUUGCAACAUCCUAUGUCGCACUCAAAUAACCAACCUGACGAACUGUCAAACGAAACUCCCAAUGGACGAUUUGGACUGGUUCGACGGCACAGAGAUACCAUCCUACUUCCUGCCAAGUAAUUUUGAGCAGUGGUCCAGGCUUGACAUUGCAUCGACACGCAUUUCCAUACUGGCGCAUCGAAUCGUGGCAUUGCACUUCUUAUUGGCCAUCGUCGGGCUGGAAGUGAAAGAAAGCUCUGAUCUUUCCACGGCUUAUGCAGAAAUUGAGCGCUGCGUAACAAUAUGGAGAAAAUCGCUGCCUCUAGAAUUCACGUCCUUAUCUCAGGUUCAGAAUUGUCCUGAUUAUCUCGACUCGAUUACCCUGUUCACAGCUAAAAAGCGAAUGUUUGAGGGUUUCAAUGAUGCUACGGCGCCUGAUUACUGUCAGAGCUACUCCAAGUGGCUUUCAUCCAGAAUAGAACAGGACCGAUAUUCCAUGAGACCUUCACAGUCUCGGAAGUUCUUCGAGACCAUCCGCGCAUCAGAUAAUAUUUGCGGUGCGAUCAAGCACUGUUCCAGUCACAUAAUCCAUCGUUCUUCGCCACUGAUUGUUGUCAGUCUAUGGGCGCCGGCCUGCAUUCAAUUUCUAGUCAAAAUAUUUGCUACCUCGAACGGGGAGCUUCGCGACAAAGCUUCACUAUCUCUGCAGACUCUCGUAUCUGCCAUGGAACAGUUUUCAGAAUAUUCAGGGCUUUGCCAAAUAGUUUUGAGUCUGUAUUUUCUCUCCAGCUGGAAGACGUUAUCUAACUGUCAUCAUAGCACGCUUCCAAGAGUAUAUGCAAAAACUCAGUCGUUCUGA
Messenger RNA from Trichoderma harzianum CBS 226.95, 1482 nucleotides. RefSeq lists its product as hypothetical. The transcript has 2 exons. Lineage: Eukaryota; Fungi; Ascomycota; Sordariomycetes; Hypocreales; Hypocreaceae. Gene Ontology annotation, biological process: DNA-templated transcription. The annotation marks the transcript as partial. Gene Ontology annotation, cellular component: nucleus. The record is from RefSeq and is a predicted model, not a curated record. Gene Ontology annotation, molecular function: zinc ion binding; DNA binding.